Messenger RNA from Brassica napus (rape), 3301 nucleotides. RefSeq names its product putative cysteine-rich receptor-like protein kinase 31. Gene Ontology annotation, biological process: protein phosphorylation. NCBI's taxonomy places the organism in Eukaryota, Viridiplantae, Streptophyta, Magnoliopsida, Brassicales, Brassicaceae. Gene Ontology annotation, molecular function: ATP binding; protein kinase activity. The coding region runs from base 540 to 1532 and encodes 330 amino acids. The record is from RefSeq and is a predicted model, not a curated record. The transcript is spliced from 4 exons.
GUCAACCAUGAUUAUUUCAUUAUUCAACUCGAAUGAUUUAUGAUUCGUUUAUAAAAUGUGUUUUUAUUAACUAGUUGAGUUUUUGACCAAAAAAAAAAAGGAAAAAAAAAUAUUAACUAGUUGAGUUGAAAACGUUAUGAGACAGCUAUAAAAGGAUCGAGAAUUAUUGUUUAUGAUCUAACAAGGCGUUGUGACCCGGAGUUGAUUAACUUGAGGGCAAAACCCCACUACAGUACAACUAUCAAGAUUCGAAUCUUGGCUACUGGAAAAUUAAUAUUUCGGCAUGGUCAGAGACAGAGGACCGAUACAUGGUAACACGUGACUAGUCUGGACCAUUUCUGUGGGACCAGGAUAUCCUGUAUAAUUAAAAAAAAAUUGGUUUAGAAUGUUAACAUUAAAGGGAAUUGAAAGUAUCAACGUAUUGUUUUUAUAAAGCUAUUGGCCUAAUUGAUAUAUCAACUAGGCUAAAGAGGUUUACACACUUCCUUAUAAACUAAAGCAUUGACAUUCAUAUACACAUCAUAUCUCUCUCUCAAAAAAUGUGGCUGAACAGUCUGUUUUCAAUCCUCUGUUUGGCCCUGGCCGUUAGCUUCGACUACGUGUCUGCAGUAGUAUGUGGGGACGAGAUGUUUUUCGCACCCAACGGUACUUACGAUACCAACCGUCGUCUCGUCCUCGCAACUCUUGCUUCCAACGUCAUCUCUCAAGACGGCUACUACAACGUCUCUGUUGGUGAAGGCCCCGGAAGGAUAUAUGCCUUAGGGAUGUGCAUCCCAGGGACUGAACCACAGAUCUGUUCAGACUGUAUCCAAGCCUCGUCCAAAUAUUUAUUACAAGACUGCCAGAACCAGACAGACUCAUAUGACUGGAGCCCUCCUUUCUGUUAUGUUCGUUAUUCCAACAGCUCGUUUUACAACGAGAUUACUCUCAAGCCGCAAUACGCAGAGUACUACACUGGAGAUAUCCCUGGGAACGUAAUCUUUUAUAUAUUGACACAUGACAACAUGGCAAAACGAUCUCCACAAGAACUCUUGAAAGUGAGUUAUACUUUUAUCCAUUUCAGAGCUGAAGAUUUAUAUACUUCCUUGCAAAACAAUACCAUACAUUCGUUUGCAGCCAAUGAUAUAUUUGCAGCUUAUGAUGACAUGGCAACUACACAUCAGCUGCAGUAUGAUCUUAAUACAAUUGAAGCCGCUACAGAUAAUUUUUCGGACGAGAACAAACUUGGUGAAGGUGGAUUUGGUGUAGUUUACAAGGGUACAUUUUCAAACGGAACAGAAAUUGCGGUUAAGAGGCUAACAAGAACUUCAAGACAAGGCUUCCAAGAGUUCAAGAACGAGGUCGUUGUGGUGGCAAAGCUUCAGCAUAAUAAUCUUGUUAGGCUUUUAGGUUUUUGCAUGGAAAGAGAAGAAAAGAUACUCGUCUAUGAGUUUUUGUGUAACAAAAGCCUCGAUAUGUUCCUCUUUGGUUUGUUAACAUUCCAAGUUCCCAACUCGCAGUCUCUGAUGAAUCCAUAUCCCAUUCUUGAUUAAUUAGCUAAUAUAUUCAUGCACAGACACUACGAAUCGACCACAGCUUGACUGGACAAAACGCUACAAUAUGACCAGCGGCUACAUGGCUCCUGAGUAUAUGAAUCUUGGUCAGUUCUCCAUGGAAUCUGAUGUUUAUAGCUUUGGAGUCUUGGUUCUUGAGAUCAUUAGCGGCAAUACUAGUAGUAGAUUCUACAGGAUUGGUGAUACUGAUUGCAAUCUGGUCACAUAUGUGAGUAGUUUUUAGAUUCUUUUCUUUCAACUAAGGUCAAAUUCUUAGAAGAAUUGUCCUGUUCUUUUUAUUCACUAGGCUUGGAAGAUCUGGAGGAAAGGCAGCUAUGCGGCAGAAGAGUUUGUGGACCCGACUUUCGGUGAUAAUUAUCAAAUCGAACAAGUGACUCGAUGCAUUCAUAUUGCACUUUUAUGUGUUCAAGCCGAUCAUGCAGAUCGACCAAAAAUCUGUAAAAUCAACUCGAUGCUCACUUCUAGCAAAAUUAGUCUUCCAGCGCCACAUGAACCUGGGUUUUUGGUACCUAGUCGAAGGGCUUGAUGUCAUUUUGGCAAAUUGGUUCCUUUGUUCUAGAGGCUAUGAACUGUAUUUGUGUGUGUUACGUAUUUUUAGAUCCUUGUUUGAAAGGUGACUGAUGUUGUGUUUUGCUGAUUGGAGUGACUAAAAUCGUUCACGUUGAAAUUGUCAAAAUCUAUACUAUUAAAGCAGAAUUCUUAAUAGGAUUCUGCCCCUGGUUUUUCAAGUUAUUUACCACCAAAUGUCAUUCCCUUUAAUUUUUUUUAAAAAAAUCGUCAAUGACUUAAGGCCCAAGCCGAAUGCAUACUAUAAAGGCCCAAACCGUAUGCAUACCUGAAUAAUCCUUAUUUUUUAAAACAUCAUCAAUGCCCUAUAACGUGAAACCAUCUUCAUCUUUUCUCAAGCCCUAUACCCUAAAAUGAAAAGGCUUAAAAGAUGAAAAAAAACUUCCGAACAACUCACGUGUGCAAAUAAAAAUAUGACAUUUUUACUAAUAAUAUUUUUCAAACCUUAUACCCGAACGUAUUCAUACGCAUUCUCAUGUUUUUACAGAAAAAGAUUUUAAAAACAUAACCUAAUGGUUAGUUUAUUCCAUAUUAUAAAAAACAUAUUCAAUAUUUGUUAAAUGUAUAUAUAUAUCUAUGAGAAAUCAAUUAUUUUAAAAAUUAACCAAUCCCAUAUCUAAUAGAUACGGUUUAUUUUAAAAUAACUGAUUUUUGUUCAUAAUAUAGAGUAUCAAUACCAUAUCUAUUCUAAAUAUAAUUUUAACAACAUAAUAUUCCCUAUAAGAUUUUCCGAUUAAAAAGGUGGAAGGUAUGUAGCGCCUACAAUCACGGUGCAAAUAAAUGUACAACCAAAUUUAGAAAAUGAAGAUACACAAUUGGCUACAUUCAAAGUUCAAAAAUAUCUUUCUAUAAUCUAGAUUGCGUGUAACUUACUCACAUAAUAUAUUUUAAAAAUUUCUGGUAACUGCAUUUAGUACUAUUAACGAUAAAGAUCUCGCAAAUAUUUAGAGUAGCCUACAAGUUUUCAAAUAACCUAAUCUACUCUUCCUAUAACCUCUUCCUAUUAUAAAUACCCACGCCUCUUCCUAAAACACUCAUACCGCAAAACCAAAAGAAUGGCUUCUAAAGCGCUCAACAACACAGCAAAUGAUUCUAAACAACAAAUCACCGGCAUCAGCGACUUGAAGCCAAAGCACACUACUAAGAUGGUUCAUGUCAAGGUUCUACAUUCCUGGUCACAA